This is a messenger RNA of Ilyonectria robusta, 953 nucleotides long. RefSeq names its product enoyl-CoA hydratase/isomerase. NCBI's taxonomy places the organism in Eukaryota, Fungi, Ascomycota, Sordariomycetes, Hypocreales, Nectriaceae. Gene Ontology annotation, molecular function: enoyl-CoA hydratase activity. Gene Ontology annotation, biological process: fatty acid beta-oxidation. The record is from RefSeq and is a predicted model, not a curated record. The transcript has a single exon. Bases 120 to 953 code for a protein of 277 amino acids. Gene Ontology annotation, cellular component: mitochondrion.
UCUUAACACAUAAUUGCAAUACCGUGUCAUUCAGUUGCCUCCGAAACCUUCAAUUCGCUGUCAUACCGUCACAAGUCUGCAGUUCCCUAUCGGUUGUCGUACUUCCAUAAAGCGCCAGCAUGUCGGCCUCAUUUUCUACAAAGACCCAGCCACCCUCAGGGCUGGACUUUUUGCGGCUUUCUUACCCAUCAAAGCACGUACUUCUGGCUCGUAUGGAUCACCCUUCUUCCCUAAACGCCCUUUCCUCGGAUUCCCUACGCGAGUUCGAUUCGGUUCUAGACUGGUACGAUGCCGAGCCCACUCUCCGCGUUUUGGUAGUCACCGGAACAGGGCGCGCAUUCACUGCGGGGGCGAAUCUCAAGGAGUGGCGCCGUUCACUGGAGGGAGACAAAGGGGAACAGUUUGGCGUCCGAGAAGGGGUCACUCCCUUCACACGUCGCAAGGGGAAGAAGCCCAUCGUGGCGGCAGUAAACGGAUUUGCUUUUGGCGGAGGGUGUGAGUUCGCUGUCAACUGCGAUCUGGUUGUUGCAGCAGACACAGCCAUCUUUGCUCUCCCCGAGGUCAAGCGGGGACUGGCUCCGACCGGUGGUGUUCUCACACGGAUCGUACACACUGCUGGGAUGCAGGUGGCUUCCGAGAUUGUCCUCACGGGGCGGCGGCUUUCCGCUCAGGAAAUGCACUCAUGGGGGAUUGUGAACAAGGUGGUUCCAUCCGACAAGGUUGUGGACGAAGCAUUGCGCUAUGCGUCACUGAUCGCAGAGAACAGUCCUGACGCUAUCGUUUGUGCGAGGGCCGGCUUGCGGCAAGCUUGGGAGACGGCGGAUGUUGAAGCGGCGACAGAUCAGUGGUUCCAGCAGUACUUUAGCUUGCUUGAACGGGGUGAAAACAUAAGAGAGGGUCUGACAGCCUUUAUUGAGAAGAGAUCACCUGUCUGGAAGGAGUCAAAGAUAUAG